This is a messenger RNA of Pseudoliparis swirei, 2006 nucleotides long. RefSeq names its product transmembrane and death domain protein 1-like. The transcript is spliced from 5 exons. NCBI's taxonomy places the organism in Eukaryota, Metazoa, Chordata, Actinopteri, Perciformes, Liparidae. The coding region runs from base 1104 to 1826 and encodes 240 amino acids. The record is from RefSeq and is a predicted model, not a curated record. Gene Ontology annotation, biological process: signal transduction. Gene Ontology annotation, molecular function: protein binding.
CAUCCCAUUGAAACAUAAAAAAGUAACUGCAUUUGAUCCAUUUUGAAUGUGUUUUUUUACAAGAUGAUGCUGUUCUGAUGUAUGGUACCAUAUAUGUGAAUGUAUCUCCACUGCUAUUUCGUAUAAGAUAUGUUUUGCAUGCAUUUUAAUUCAUAAGAUACUUUACUGAGCAACUCACGGAUAUGAAUAAAUAUCUUAACCUUUUGUUCACUUUGUCUUUCUUCCAACAUCUCAAAUCAUUACGGAUCCGUUUUCCCGCCCACACUAAACUUUAUGCAGCUGUCAGCCCAAGAGCAUGAUUUUUUUUCUUCAUUAGCCAUGAUUUAGAAUGUGAGACUCAGCCCACAUAAACAAGCCUCACUGUUUGACAAAUGGUGCUUAUUAACAAUGUGAAACAUGCCCUCACUGUAGCCCACACAAUAAUGCCAUUUAACAGGUUUAUCACUGUAUCUCAAGAACUCCCAGCACACCUCUCACCAGCGGUGCUCAUCAAAAGGAAACACAAACAUAAUCGUGCUGCUUUACUUGUGCAUACCUCAGUGAUCCAUUGUAUAUAUAAUGUUCAUUACACUCUUGCUAUGCGAGUUAUACAGUUUACAUAUGUAGACCCGGCUUCGUAGUUAUUGUAAAGCCGACAACAAUAUCUGGUCUGGAUGAAGCAUCAAAGUGCAAUAUAAUUUAGAAGUAGAGACAAUGUGCAAGUUGGGAUGCCAAUAAGUUGCCCUUCAUAAGUUGUGUGUGGUCUGGUUAACAGCUGUAUCACUUAAAACAAUUGUCACACAUGUAUAAUAAUUAUUUGCAUUACAUAUCACAUAUCUAUAUAUAUAAAUAUAUAUAUGUGUAUAUAUAUUAAUCUAUAUCUAUAUUAUAUAUUCAUUGGCAAUAUCACCUUACUAAAACAUGUAAUGUAAAAUGUUUCUUUUCACUGUUUCAUAUAUUAGUAAAUUGAAUAUACACACCACUUGUUUAAAAAAAGACUGAAUGCUACUUGUAUUCAACACAUUCUAGAACAUGUGUACAUUUUGAAAAUAAACUGGAUGAACAGUUAGUUAUUUUUGUUACACAUACUUAACUUCAUUUUAGUCUCUACUACUUCAGCUGACAUGAAAGUCCAGAGUUUCUGUCUCUUCUUCUUCCUACUUCUGACUUCAACCCUCGGAGAGGACACAGUUGCAGAGGACAUUGGCGUCCAUCAGAUGGAGCGUUUAGUGGAGAUGUUGACGUCUAAGGAGUGCAAGGACCUUCUAUUCGCCCUCUCUCACCCAGAGGAAAACAUCUUCAAGCGCCUUAAGCGUCUCUCACCAGAACAAAAUCCACUAGAUCUUAAGCCUCGAGCCAAGAGAGACGCCUCUCCUGCUGCAGAUAGCGAGGCUCAGUGCCGGGCGGCACUGACGGACUGGAUGCAGAGGCACGGCGAGCAGACCUACUUCGACAGGCUUUCCCGCGCCUUGCAGCACAUCGGCAGAACCGACAUUGCAAUUGAAGUGGGGAAGAACAUCAACCAGGACAAAAUCUUGAACCUUAAACGCUACGUUGAAGAUUACCACAAAUAUGUCGAAUCUUUGAACUUCCCACCGAAACAAUCAGACUCAAAAGACCAACAGCAGAACCAUGAGGUCAAAAAAAGAAGAGUAAGGGAUCUGACAUACCGUGACCUGGAUCUGAUCGUGGAGCGGGCUCCUGUCACUCCUUACCUGAAGGGGCCUAUGGAUGUAGCUCUGCCCUUCUUAUUUGGCAUCCUGCUGGGCUUCGGAGGCACCUUGCUGGCAGGCAUCUUGAUACUUCUCGUCGUCCUACACAUCGCCAAUAGAAACCAGAAGAACUGACACCCCAGGGUCGCCAGCAGCAAGCUCAGAUUUAAAAAUGCAGGACCUGGGAGGUCAGAGGCUGAAAAGUACGCAGCUUCGGGUUAAACGGAAUAGGAAGCCUUAAAAAACUUAUACUCAGCAUUAUGUCCUAAUAUAUGUACAGCUGCAUGCAUAAAUAAAGGCCAAAAAAAGACUUUA